Dinoponera quadriceps is the source of this 1489-nucleotide messenger RNA. Its product is annotated as probable tubulin polyglutamylase TTLL9. Gene Ontology annotation, molecular function: metal ion binding; ATP binding; tubulin binding. The record is from RefSeq and is a predicted model, not a curated record. Gene Ontology annotation, biological process: protein polyglutamylation; microtubule cytoskeleton organization. The transcript is spliced from 6 exons. The coding region runs from base 16 to 1440 and encodes 474 amino acids. NCBI's taxonomy places the organism in Eukaryota, Metazoa, Arthropoda, Insecta, Hymenoptera, Formicidae. Gene Ontology annotation, cellular component: cilium.
UCAUCUCGAUAAUUCAUGGACAACGUGCGGAGGAUGUCGGGAGAUCCGCAGAUUCUUCCUCCGAAGGCCGAGACGAUCGAAUUUGCCGACAAGGAGAGGAAAUACCGCGACUCGGGGACGCGGCGAAGGGAUGACGACAAAGUCAAAUUCCGCUGCGACGGCCAGUCGACCCAGGGCGAGGUGAUGCUGGCGAGGGGUUGGACGCAGAUAGCCGACCCCACGGACAGCAGUUGGCACCUGUGGUGGUGCGAGACGGCCGAGGCGCGACGCACGCUCGAGGAGCGGCGAUUACUGCCGCAGCAACGUGUGCCGCACUUCCGCAACCACUACGAGCUCACGUGCAAACACCGACUAGGACGGAACCUCAAGCGCUACCGCCGAGCCCUCGCCGCGGCUGGCAAGGCCGCCGAGGCCCGUAUCUGCGAGUCCGCACCCGUGACCUUCGAACUGCCCGCCGACUACCGGAUCUUCGUCGAGGAGUAUCACAGGCAACAAGGUGCCACGUGGAUAGUCAAGCCGGUAGCGCAGUCGCGUGGUAAGGGUAUCUUCCUCUUCAGGAAACUGAAGGAUUUGAUCGAGUGGAAAUCGAAGUCACAGCAUCAGGGGACCCCGGCCGAGGUUUACGUCGUUCAGAGAUACAUAGACAAUCCUUAUCUCGUGGCAGGGCGAAAAUUCGAUUUGCGUAUUUACGUACUGGUGACGUCGUUUCACCCUCUGAAAGUGUGGCUGGCCAGGGAGGGCUUCGCUCGGCUGUGCGGCCGACCGUUCGAUCUGAAAAACAUCGAGGAUUGCAGGGUGCACUUGACGAACACGGCGAUACAACUGAAGGCCGUUCAGAAUGCCGAGAAUUCCCCUUUGAUUGGAGGGGAGGAGAUAAAAUGGGAUUGCAAGUGGGCUCUGAGCAAGCUCAAGGAGUAUCUGAUAACUUAUCACGAGGCACAAAUGGUGGAAAACCUAAUGCAGUGCAUCGCAGGCAUCAUAAUGGCGAGCCUGCUGGCGGUGCAGCCGGUCAUGAUGCAAGAUCGGAACUGCUUCGAGCUGUACGGCUACGAUGUGUUGCUCAGUGAUGACCUGCGACCUUGGCUGCUGGAAGUCAACGCCAGCCCGGCCUUAACGGGUACCGAUAAGGAAGACUAUCGGUUAAAAUUCGACUUGAUCGAUGACGUACUCAACGUCCUCGACUUCGAGGGUCGCUUCAGCGGCCGCGAGACCAGAAUCGGCGGGCUGGAUUUGCUGUGGGACGAUGGACCAGUUUGGACCACCUGCCCAUACCCCGGGCCUCACCACGAGGCGAUUCCCAACGACUUCAAGAGGCUGAAUAUCUUCCUCGGGACGAUCAACGAUCGGCAGGCUCAGUUGUCGUUGCUGCGCGAUCAGCUGAGCGAGCGGCGCAAAGCCGCGCGAAGUUACUCCGCCGUGGUGCGAUAUUGUUUAAAAUAAUAAUAACGAGCACGCGAGUGUAAACGUCACCGAAAUACACGGAGCGUCC